UGGGUGUAUUGGAGGGUCGCGCUGCAACUUGUAUUGGGGAGAACAUUAGGGGAUAUGAUUGAUACAUUUUGUAUGUACAUGUAUAUCCCAUAGCGCCCUCCCUCAUGUACCCAAUAAGGCUCUCCCAAAUAUGGCGUAAAGAAAUAUCUUGAAGAAUGACAAAUCCUGAAAUCCGAUUUUGGUCACGUGUAUCAACAGUUAUCCAGGAUCAAAUAUGUGACGCAUUAAUAAUUAGGCCUACUAUUUGAUUUUUUUUUUCUUGUCUAAACGAUGAAAAUUUGACUAGGGUUUCAUUUCACCGAACAAAUUGGUUCAAAUUCGAAACUUAACUAGUUCUAAUGGACUGAAAUUUCAGACUUCAACAUGAUUAAGUUAUGUUUUAGAAAUUUCAUGGUUAAAGUUUCGAAUCCUUAAACGAAGAAAACACUAGGGAAACUAUCGUAUUUUCAUGUCGGAUGUCUGAAACAGACUGAAGAUUAGGCCUAGAUACUUUCAAAUGCACACGAUGCAACAUUUUUUCCGUGCCACACAGUAACUUGUGGUCGAAAAGGCCUGUACAGUGUACAUGUAUAGAUAUAAUAAGAUCCACUUUCGCAUAAGACUAAAACGUUUACCUCGUGAUCAUCGUGAUAUCUCCGGUGUAAUUAAUGACAUCAAUAUAAGAAUAAGUUACUUAAUACAGAGUAUUUCAUGUUCACUAUUUUAUUAAAUAAGCUAUCUUUUAUACAAUGAAGGCAUUUUCAUAAUUUCCCGCCAUGUAAUUUUUAGUCACGUGACACACUGGUCGCUCAAAUCAUUAAAAAGUAUAUACUUAGUGAAGACUGCAUAUCUUUGUUGAAAUUUGUUUUUUUGAUGUUUUGUCUGUUUGUCCAUGGACUGGAUUUUUGGAAGAAUAAUUGCCAAAUAUACAUGUCCCUUAAAUACAUUACCACUAUUGAAAGUAAGACCGCUUACGCUCAUGCUCAUUGGAGUCGUCUGCCAGAUUUUGUAAACAUAGAGAGACUACCCUAUCCAGAGCAGGAAUACGAUCAGUCUUAUUAAUUUGAUGACAAAAUCAAGGAAAACAUGUUUUGUAGAUAGAAGUGAAGCAAAUAAAAAGGCAUUGGAGUAAUCAGCGGAAGCUGGGAAUUACUGAAUAUGGAAAUGAGGAAGGAAACAAAUGAAGUGAAGACUGAUGUGAAACUAUUACUGGAGUGUCUGCAAUAUCAGGCUGACAAUUCUGCAGCAACUAAACAAGCUCUGUUUACUUUGGCCUCAAUCUUCUCUAAUUAUGAAGGAGCAAAAGAUCAUUUUCGCAGCAUUGGAGGACUAAAUUAUGUUUUCACCAUCAUAACAUCCACAACCAAUUCUGAAGUACAAGAAUCAGCUUUCUACUGUUUAGGAUGCUGCAUUGAAAAUAAUGUCUUCUGCCAAAAAAGCCUCACUACUACCAGUGUGUUUGUAUAUAUUCAUGGAAUCCUGUCUGAUACACAGUGUCCCACAAGACUCAAACAGACAGCUACCUUUUUUCUUCUCAACCUUGUUUCCAACAAUGGUCAAGGACAAACUUUAGUGAGGAAUACAGGAUGUUUAUCAGAUUUAUUGCAGUUAUUACGGACAUCUUUUCCAAAGACAGAAGUAUUUAACAGACGGGGAACUACUGAGUCAUGGUUUGAGGAUGUAGGGAUGACCAGUGUGGAGCUAUGGUCCAGUGUGGCAAGCACACUUUGCAUGUGUGUCAACAACCCACGCAGUGAUGAAAAUCAGAGCCGAUGUGGACUUGAGCUAGGAUUUAUGUUCAGCCUCAUACAGCACUGUGACAACCUCUCCAUUUUGCGACCUCUUCUAUCCCUAGUGGGCUUCACUGUUGCCAGCAAUGCUUGCACUCAAAAACAAGUUCGCCAGUGUGGAGGACUUAUGGUCCUCAUGGCACGGCUCAAGGUCGCCAUGGAUCUGGCUUUAUGUCAGAACUCGGAGUCGGACUCUCACAGAGCACAGAUAAACCUGGCUGUCACUAUUGCAGGGACCAUGGAUUCUUGCAUACUGGACAAUGUUGAGAAUGCUGAAGAUUUGAGUAAAGGUGAUGCAAUCCCUUCCAUGCUACAGUUGCUGCUAUUGGAAUCCAUGAAGCAGGAGGAUAAGCUUCAAGUAGUGCUGACACUGGGGACACCUUCUAGAACUAUCAUAACAUCAUUUAAUACUGUUAUAUCUGAUGAUUUCCCCCCAGGUGAAAGCAGGGUUCAGAUCGAUGCAGUAACUGGUCUCCCAGAUCUAGUUAAACUACUCACAGAAUCUGAAGAUGAGGAAUUCUCAAAAGCUGUUAAAUACCUUCUACAAAUGUGCAUUGCCAGAAAUGAGAAGAAUUCAGUUGAAGCUGAAGAGGAAAGUCUGGAUGCUGUCAGGAGAGAAAAUGGAAAGAAAAUGUUGUUGAAAAUUGAUGAGAUAAGUGAAAGAUUGAAAGCAAUUGAAAAAGAAGCAGAAGAAAAAAGCUUGGCACUACAUCAAACAGGACAAGGAAAAGAAACAAUGAAGAAGACGUGCUGUGAUACUGUGUCCAUGACACCACAGGAGAAAAAUCUCCUUUUUCAGCUACAACAGGAAAGAGAAGACAGAAAGAGGAUGGAGUCUUUAGCAUUUCAAAUGCAUGCACCAUCACCUCUUUUUCCGCAGUAUGGUUUGAUGUCAAGGCAGUGUUUAUCUGAAGAAAACUUUCCAGUUCAGGGACAAUCCUUCAUAGAGUCUGAUAGGCAAAGACUCCACCGACAGCUAUUAUGUUGUACACCAGAAAUCUUACAUCACCAGAAUUUUAAUACAGAACAUCUUAACAUGCACCAUAACUGCCCAGAAUACCCACGUAGAGUUCAGAGUGUUGGGCGCCCUAUAGACCAUGGAUCCUGUGUCAUAGGUCCUGAUGCAAAUACAAGAAUAUCCAUCACAAAUCAUCCAGGCACACAAUAUAAUUCUAGGAAUGCAAAUUCUUUACAAGAAAUAAAUGCAGAUUGUGAAACAAUUCAUCACCAUCCUGAUCAGCCUUCAAGUAAUACUCAAAUUAAAAGUUUCCCCCAAAAAAUAAAUCCUACAAAAAGUGAUCUCCUGGACCAUCGAGGGGACAGAAACAGGGUUAAUCAUUGUCCAGAAAGUUAUGAGAAUAAAGGGUGUUCCACAUCAAACAUCGAUGGCCUGGACUUAAGCAAAGGCCAGGAAGGUGUCAGUGAAAUUGAUCAAAUGGCUGAUACUACUAUAAACGACAAGUGUGAAAGUACAAGUAGGAUCACUCUAGGGAAGAACAUAGAUAGCUCUAAUUUGUUAUAUCCAGAUGUAGGACCUGAAGAAUUGGCACAAGCUGAUAGGGAAGGUAAGAUACAUGAGGAACCAAUGACGGUAACAUCUACCUCUGCAACAGACAUACACAAAAGGUCAACCUCAAGUGAUCAUUUUACAGACAGUACUCUGAAAAUAUCGGAGAAGACACCUGUUAAAGAAAAGGUCAGUUGUUCACAUCCUCAUGAAUCCAGGACAAAUGUUUCUAGCAAUGUUUUAACGAGCAAAUCCCAAAACUCAUGUAGUGAAAGAAAUUACAGUACAAGUUUAACAGGUGAUAAUAAUGCGAGCUGUGAACUCAAAUCUUCUGUGGCAAAGUCAUGUUCAAUUACUAAGAGUGAGAAAAAUGAUGUGUUUGUCAAACCAAAGCCUCCUCCUCCAAUGGCCAGUUGCUAUUUAACACCAGUAAAGCGCCCUGUUAAUACAAGAAUGACUCCAUCACUAGAUAGCAGGUGUGGGUCAUAUUCAUCAGUCAGGAGUGGACCAUCAUUGUAUCCAAAAUCAAACCUUGAAGAAUCAUACCCUGACUCUGACUGCAGCUCUGUUAUAGAUACAAGGUCUGAAUUUGAUUUUGACUUGGUAAAGGCUGCCAAGAAAAACAGAUUAUCACAAAAUAUAUGCUAUAAUGUGACUCCCAUACGACGUAAUUCACUGUUUACCAAAGGACAUCAGAGUUGCCGCAUUGGAAUCCGAGAGGGCCCAUUAAACAUUAAGAGUACACCAUGUAGUGUCAAAUCUAUUGGAACGGUGAGAGCUCGAGAUCAUAAGGAAACCUUCAAUGAAAGUUUUUCAGAAACAGUUUCCAGUGAUGAAGGAAGUCUUACUGAUGGUGGAGCUGAUGCUGAAAGCUGUGGAAACUCGACCAAAGAGAAUUUGGAGUGCUGUGAUAGUCAAAAAUUGUGUGAAGAGUUGAGAGUCUCAAAGUGUCCAGGAUGUACUGUAUGGCUUAACUCGCCAUCAAACGACAAACGAAUGUUGAUGAACAGUAGAACUUUCAAUUUGCUGUUGGAAACCAGCUUGUACACAUGUGAGAAUCACAAAGCUAUCAGAGACUGUGAAAGGAAAUUCAUCCAGAAGAUCAGAAAAAACUCUAAACUUUACAGUAAACGAAGGCCGCUACCCUCCAUUUCAACAAUCCAUACAGCUUUACAACCCACUAAGAAAACCAUGUCGGUGUAUGACUUCAUGUCUACUGAAUCGGAUAGCGACGGCAGGGUUACACCUCCACGAUCCACAAACUCCUGUAAGUACAACCUUGCAGCUUUAAAGGACGUCAUCUCACGUCGUAGUAGGAUUCCAUAUACGGAGGAAGAAGUGGACAACAUCAUGAAGGGUGUGGAACAGUUUGGCACCCGUUGGAACCAGAUCCUUGUCACUUUCAAGUUCCAUCAUUCAAGAACAGCUACUGACCUCAAGGACAAAUACAAAAGAUUGUUGGCCUCACAAUCGGAUAUUCUAGAAAAAACGAAAGUAUUUGUCGACAACAAGGCCCCAAGGAAAAGAGGCAGCAAACUGUUUUCAAUGUGUGAGGAGCGGCGUUUAAUAAGAGGAGUAAAAAGGUAUGGUUACAACUGGAAGUCCAUUCUGAAGUCCUAUAGCUUCUCAAAGGGACGUUCUUCACAUGAUCUCCGUAACAGAUGGAGGACCAUGCACAGAAAAGUCACACAUGUAUGAUUCUUCUCGGUGGUUCCAGAAUUGUUGUUUUCACAUAAUUUAAUAUGCUCUAAAACGUACUUCAAAGAGUCUUCGUUUACAGAUUGAGGAGCAUUCGCAAAAACAUCACACAUGUAUGAUUCUCCUCGAUGAUUCUAGAUACGUUGUUUUAACAUGAUUUAAUAUUUUUCAAACAUAUUUUAGUGAGGUUGAAUGAUAGUGUUUGUCAUCAUCAAUACAGUAAUAUGAAUUACUUGAAUCCAGUAUUGACAUUUUGUUUAAACCAGCUUGGUUAAUGUAGAAAUAUCAUUUAAGUGGUUGUUUCAUGUACUCUUAAUUAAGAAGUAGUCAUCAUUGAAAGUCUGUGAUAUAUUUAAUUUGUUGACUCGUUAACCUGGAAAUUGUAAUCAAAUCGCCCAAAAUUUUUCAGAAAAUUAUGGUUAUAACAGAAUAUAAUCAAAUGUGUUUAAUCUAUAGUGUUAUAUUAAUCAUUUUUAUCUCUGGUAUUGUCCAUGACGAUGACUUAAGUAGUUGUUUACUUUGUAUAAAAAUGUUCAUAUUUAACAGGAUUGUACAGGUACAUUGUAAAAUGAUGAUAUGAACCACAUGAUGAUUUUUUAUUUUGUCAUCAUAGUAAGUUUUAAAAUAUACUAAUUUCUAAGUACAUGUAUGUAAAUUUCACUUCCUUUUUCUAUUGGGAAUGUGAUGAAUAUUUGUUAUUUGCUGUAUGGAUUUUAUGACAAUAUUUGGUAGAACAGGUAAAUAUUGUGCCAUUUAUAUGAUAUAUUUGUGGAAGCAUAUAUUUUUUCGAAUUAAUUCAAUUCCAGGCGUGCUAAGUGUAGGGUAUAAAAUAUCCAUGAGUUUAAUUUCUGUAAAUGAGUACGAUUAUGGACAGAUUAACCCUUCAAUGUUGCUGUCCGUGACCAUCAAAGGUCUUUGUUAAAUACAUUAAUUUAUUUGUGUUAAUUGAUGAUAUUAUUUAUGAAUACAUUGUUAAAAUAAAGUAACAUUCAUUAAAA
Messenger RNA from Pecten maximus, 5972 nucleotides. Its product is annotated as telomere repeats-binding bouquet formation protein 1-like. The record is from RefSeq and is a predicted model, not a curated record. Gene Ontology annotation, biological process: meiotic attachment of telomere to nuclear envelope; homologous chromosome pairing at meiosis. The transcript has 17 exons. The coding region runs from base 1138 to 4974 and encodes 1278 amino acids. Lineage: Eukaryota; Metazoa; Mollusca; Bivalvia; Pectinida; Pectinidae.